AUGCAAGAAGAGAAGAAAGUGAUGAAACUCGUGGGUGGUACUGUGGUGGGGUUGCUCGUGCCUAGUAAAGGAACAUAUAAACUACUGGCGUCCGCUGCUUCAGCACAUAAUCUGGAGAGUCAGCAGCCACGGGAGAUGAGCGAUUUUUCCUUUUACAAGACUGUGAACACGACGGACAAAAGCUUACAUAGCACAUACAGAAGAGGGAAAAGGAGUGCAGAAGCAACGAAGCUGAAAUCUCUGCAGUUUCUGUCUUUUUCCGAGUUUCCUGGGCCUCUAUCCGCGAAGGCGCUGAGUAGCCCUCAACGAUCUCUGCUAAUAGAUAUUUGGGGUCAUCUCUUCAGGCGCUGCUUUGAUGACUCCGUGAAAAUAACAGCAGAAAAUGUUAAUGAUGAAGUCCCCAAGCUUUUCAAAGAAAUCGGCUACCCUUUCCCUAUAAGCAAGAGUGCUAUGCUAGCCCCAGGGACGGGGCAUCAAUGGCCGCAUCAUUUGGCGGCAUUGAGUUGGUUAUGCGAACUGCUUAUUUAUGAAAAUGAAUUCUUCUUUCAAGAAGAAGAAGCAGCAGAUAUGCAGGCUGCUAGGGGGGAUGUCGUAGGAAGAAUGUUCGCUGCUGCCUAUCCACAACUGGGAAAGGACCCUCAAGCCUUGAGGGCUGCUGUAUUGGGCCAGCUGCAUGGGAUGAACAGGGAAGCCGAAGCAACGCAGCAGCAACUGCAGCAACAGCUGCAGCAGCGGCAGCAGCAGCUCGCUGCAGUAGAAGCAGAGCUCCGCGAUAACGCCUCGCUUAUGGAGAGCCUUGCUGCAGCAACAGAAGCAGAGCGCGAUUCUCUGCUGCUGCAGCAGAAGGCAGCAACGGAAGAAGUGCAGCAGUUAGGGGAACGUAUAAAAGCUCAAGGGAUCGACAAGGCGGAGGUGGAAAGAAUUCGUCACGAUGUCUCGCGUCUACGCGAAGGGCUGUCUCAUCGUUCAAGGGAGGUUGAGUCGCUGAGUGAGGGGCUGCAAGUACUAAUUGAUAAGGUUGCAGACGACUCGGAGAAGCUGCGGAUCGCUGGCCAGUCGGUGAACGAGUGUCUCAGCAGCAUGUCUCAGUUGGCUGUCUCUGCGAAGCUUCCAACAGCUGAGGAUUGGAGUGCACUGCCUAAGAUGGAGACUGCUGUUGCUGCUGCUCCUGCUGCUGCUGCUGCUUGCGACAUAAAGAGGGCAACGAACGAAAUUCUGGGGCUUGAUUGGCAGGAACUGAAGAAAGGAAUGCAGAAGAUAAUGCAGCAGGAGGUCACGGCGAAGGAGGAGACGCACCAGCAACGGCAACGAGGCAUAAGAGAAAUAGAGAAGACGAAGAAAGCUAUAAAGGACCUCCUGGCGAAUCGAAAGACGCUUGAGAAGCGCAUGCAAUUGGUGCAAGAUGAUCUGCAGCAGCUGCAGCAGCAACAGCAAGCUGAGCAGCAGCAACUCGUGGAGGCAGAGAGGCAGCACCUUGAGGGAGUGCGGGAGACAAAGCAGCAGUACCAGCAGCAGCAGCAGCAGCUGCAGCGUCUGGUGCAGCAGCAACAGCAGCUUCUGGAGCAAGAAGAACGGCAACAGCAGCAGCAAGCGGCGGCGGCUAUGGAGGCGCUGCAGCAGCAGCAGCAGCAGGCCCUGCAGCAGAAGGAAUUGCUGCUGCUACAGCUGCGCUCUCUAACAGCAACAAAGACGGCAGAGUGUGCCGCUCUGGAGCAGCAGCUCUCCGAGUUAACUGAAGCCCUUGGCCACCCCUCUUUAGAAGACAAGUCCUCUCUUUAG
Molecule: messenger RNA, 1779 nt
Organism: Eimeria acervulina
Lineage: Eukaryota; Apicomplexa; Conoidasida; Eucoccidiorida; Eimeriidae
Product: HEC/Ndc80p family protein, putative
Exons: 16
Coding region: 1-1779 (592 amino acids)
Biological process (GO): attachment of mitotic spindle microtubules to kinetochore
Cellular component (GO): Ndc80 complex
Source: RefSeq, a predicted model, not a curated record